Xenopus tropicalis (tropical clawed frog) is the source of this 1086-nucleotide messenger RNA. RefSeq names its product glycine-rich cell wall structural protein 1-like. The record is from RefSeq and is a predicted model, not a curated record. The transcript has 3 exons. Bases 1 to 1086 code for a protein of 361 amino acids. Lineage: Eukaryota; Metazoa; Chordata; Amphibia; Anura; Pipidae.
AUGGUUAACUCUUGUGACAGCUUUGAAGACCUGGAUCAUGCUAAAGGCCUGGAGAUGCUGAUUCUAGGCUGCCUGAACAUCUACUGUCGUUGUGAAGGUAUGAUGAGAUUGAAGCAGUAUAUUUGUGAAGGUCUAAGCGCCAAUAACAAAGCAUCUGAAGUCAAGUCGAGGGGGGAGACAAAAACACAAAGUAAAAUAAAGGUAAAACUAUCGAACAAUGGUGGCAUUGGGAACAAUGGUGGAAAUGGGAACAAUGGUGGAAUUGGGAACAAUGGUGGCAUUGGGAACAGUGGCGGAAUUGGGAACAAUGGUGGAAAUGGGAACAAUGGUGGAAUUGGGAACAAUGGUGGCAUUGGGAACAGUGGCGGAAUUGGGAACAGUGGUGGCAUUGGGAACAAUGGUGGCAUUGGGAACAAUGGUGGAAUUGGGAACAGUGGCGGAAUUGGGAACAGUGGCGGCAUUGGGAACAAUGGUGGAAUUGGGAACAAUGGUGGCAUUGGGAACAAUGGUGGAAUUGGGAACAAUGGUGGCAUUGGGAACAGUGGCGGAAUUGGGAACAGUGGCGGCAUUGGGAACAGUGGCGGAAUUGGGAACAGUGGCGGAAUUGGGAACAGUGGCGGCAUUGGGAACAGUGGCGGCAUUGGGAACAGUGGCGGCAUUGGGAACAAAGGCGGCAUUGGGAAUAAUAUCGGAAUUGGGAACAAUGGCGGAAUUGGGAACAAUGGCGGAAUUGGGAACAAUGGCGGCAUUGGGAACAAUGGCGGCAUUGCGAACAAUGGCGGCAUUGGGAACAAUGGCGGAAUUGGGAACAAUGGUGGAAUUGGGAACAAUGGUGGAAUUGGGAACAAUGGUGGAAUUGGGAACAAUGGUGGAAUUGGGAACAAUGGCGGCAUUGGGAACAAUGGUGGAAUUGGGAACAAUGGCGGCAUUGGGAACAAUGGUGGAAUUGGGAACAAUGGUGGAAUUGGGAACAAUGGUGGAAUUGGGAACAAUGGUGGAAUUGGGAACAAUGGUGGAAUUGGGAACAAUGGUGGAAUUGGGAACAAUGGUGGAAUUGGGAACAAUGGCGGCUUUCUCUAUUUUUAA